Beta vulgaris subsp. vulgaris (sugar beet) is the source of this 1832-nucleotide messenger RNA. RefSeq lists its product as uncharacterized. Gene Ontology annotation, molecular function: RNA binding. The coding region runs from base 436 to 1578 and encodes 380 amino acids. The transcript is spliced from 14 exons. NCBI's taxonomy places the organism in Eukaryota, Viridiplantae, Streptophyta, Magnoliopsida, Caryophyllales, Amaranthaceae. The record is from RefSeq and is a predicted model, not a curated record.
AGGCGAAUUAUAAAACAAAAAUUAUAAAAAGGGUGGUUAAUAUAGAGUUCUCCCGAUAAGGGUUAUAAGUCCGCUGUACGCCGGUGCGAAGGGUUAUUUGCGUAUCAUAUCAAGGCUGAGCGGCGCGAGCGAACGAGCGAGAGAAAAAAGGGGAUAGUUUAGAGAUCGCCGUUGAGGGAGAACUGAGAAGAGUGGGAAAAAGAGAGAGAAAAUCGACGAUUAGGGUUUUCCAAAAUCCCUAAAAUUCGAAAGGCUACGAGUGUGAGAGGAGAGGAAAAGGAGAGAGAGAGGUGAGACUUCGAGAGCUGAGCGAGAAUUCGUGGAGGAGAGAGAGGACGAUUAUUUCAAAUUUUCAGGUUGUUUCUUCUGCUCCUUUCUGCUACUUUCCAGCGUUUCUAGGGUUUUCGGUUCGCCGUGUUUCGCCCCCUCGUCUCCAUGGAGAGAAAGCUUGUGGUUCUUGGUAUCCCUUGGGAUGUCGAUACCAAUGGGUUGAAGGAGUACAUGAUUAAAUUUGGUGAAUUGGAGGACUGCAUUGUUAUGAAGGAACGUAAUACUGGCAGAUCACGUGGUUUUGGCUACGUCACUUUCACUUCUGUUGAUGAUGCUAAGAAAGCAUUGUCAAGUGAGCAUCAGCUUGGCAACAGAGCGCUGGAAGUAAAAGUGGCAACACCAAAGGAAGAGAUGAUGAGAUCAUCAACAAAAAAGAUCACUCGGAUAUUUGUGGCUAGAAUAGCUCCAUCUGUUACCGAACCCAACUUCCGGAGCCAUUUUGAGAAAUACGGAGAGAUCACUGAUCUUUAUAUGCCUAAAGAUCCCACCACUAAAGGCCAUCGUGGAAUUGGGUUUAUUACAUUUGCUAGUUCAGAAUCUGUAGACAGUCUGAUGAACGAUACUCAUGAGUUGGGAGGUUCGAAUGUAGUUGUUGAUCGGGCAACGCCCAAGGAAGAUGAUUUCCGGCCAUUUAGCAGAGGUCCACAUGGUGGUCAUGGUGGUCAUGGUAGUCAUGGUAGUCAUGGUGGUCCGGGUGGUCCUAGUGGAUAUGGUGCAUACAAUGCCUAUAUAAGUGCUGCUACAAGAUAUGCAGCACUAGGUACUCCUACCUUGUAUGACCAUCCAGAUUCUCUGUAUGGAAGGGAACCAAUGAGGGGAAUUGGCAGAAAGAUUUUCGUUGGAAAGCUUCCCCAGGAAGCAACCGUGGAUGAUCUUCGCCAGUAUUUUGGUAGAUUUGGUCGCAUUUUGGAUGUUUAUAUCCCAAAGGAUCCCAAGAGAUCUGGGCACCGUGGUUUUGGUUUUGUGACUUUUUCUGAAGAUGGUGUUGCUGAUCGAGUGGCUAGACGGUCUCAUGAAAUUUUAGGACAGCCGGUUGCCAUAGAUUCAGCUACCCCAGUUGAUGAUGCUGGUCCCAGUGGAGGUCAAUUUAUGGACAAUCCGGAACCGUAUGGCAGCUAUGGUCCUAUGCGUAGUAGUUAUGGGAGAAUGUAUCCAACUCCAAGCCUAGAUUUUGAUGAUUGGGGGGGAGGUUAUGGCUUCAGCAGCUCAAGGCCUUCCAGAACAGAGUGGAGGUACCGACCGUACUAGAGUGGUGUCUCGAAUUAUCAUUUGUACUUGAUUGUUUUAUGGUAGCGGUUCGCACCAUUCGUCAAGCUAGUGCAUUUGGUUCGUGAGCUCUAUAUACUUUAUUAGGAACAUCUUGUUUGGAUGACAGUCGGGAAUUUGCAACUUAAUGAAGAUGUGAUAAAGAUCAGGAUUUGGAAGUUACCUUUUAUCAAAUGUUUAAGCCAUGUGGUUUUUAAAACUUGAAUGCAUAUAUGAAUGAAUUGUUGCAUAAUGCA